GUUGGCUUUUCUUCCCCGCUCAUCCCGGGUUAGUUUAACAUAACGCCCUUAUUGUCUUUCCUCACUUGCUCCUGGCUAACAGUGAUGAGAAUACGAGGUAUCAAAUUAAGUUAUCCUAAAUACCCUUUAAAACAUUUUGUAAUGUAUUUUCUUUGAUUUUAACUAUUUUAUACACAUUUAUUUGCUAUGUCUAAGUAACCAGUCAGUUAAUUCAGGUAACAAGUUAUCGCUACAACUAGCUAACUAGCUAGCAUUAUCACAUCAAGUUAUGCCUCAAGAGCAGGGAGCCGAACAGCUCCCGUUGGUAAGAUCUAUAGACAGUCGCAUACCAUCGUUUGCAGUGUUUUUGAACCGAAGUCCCCGAAUCGUGCGACCGUUAUGGAUUAAUUUCCGCGGGGUCCCUCAACCCUAUAAUACUAUACAGCCUGGAAAAGGGCUCAAAAUGACCACCUACGUAGGUCAUCCGUGGAUGUUUAGAGAUGCAGAGACAGACGAGCCAUUGAAAGCAAACAGUAAAGAUCUAUUCCUGCCCAAACCAAUGGAAAAUGGACCACCCGUUCAGGUUAACAUCACAUUACCAGUCCUCACCCUGAAGGAGCGUGCCCUCCAGGUAGUGCGACGCCUCGUCCGUCCAGAGAACUACAGAAGACUGGAAAUCGUAGGGAGUCUCCACGAGGAGCUGGAAGACCGUCCCAGUGUGCUAAAGGACUUGAAGCGCAUUUCCCAGCGUGUGGAACAACGCCUUCUAGAAGACCGGCAGCAAUCCCAGGAGGCAUCAGGAUAGGGGCUGUGUGUAUCAAGUGUCUUGGAGUAGGAGGAUAUUCAUGUAUAGAUAUCUCUAUAUGGCUCUGAUUCAGCUGUCUUUCAUAGUCCUGCAUCUGUCCACGUACUAAGUAUGUUCGGUGUUCUGAUUUUACACUGGGACAUCAAGCUUGAAUGCAAUGGUGUGGGGUGUACCAAGGUCUUCUCCAUGCAUUUAUCAAUUGCUCGGUAUUUACAGCUUUUGUAUGUUCAUUCAUUGAGUCAAUAAUUGGCACACCGAUUCAGUGGUUAUCUGCAAUUGAAACCUUAGCAAAUCGUACCCCCCCCCCACCAAUGUUGCGGUAUACAAGCUGAGUGGUUGUGCUGGGGAUAUGCAACCACAGGGUUGUUCCACAUCAAAAAGUCAAAGAAAGAGGAUUUUCUCAGAUUGUUCUGAAAUCAGUACUCUUGCAACGGUAAAGUCACUUGCACACAGACAGUUGGGUCGUUGCAAGAACCGAGUUCGAAUCCUCCUUGCGGGUUAGCCUAUUGGCCAACAACGCCUGAGUUUUGACAGGUUAGUAAUCGAAUAUGGUUGCCUUGCCUUGUUGUACUCUGCUGAGUCCUUGUGGCAGUGUAAGGUUUGUUUAAAGACUUCUGAGUUGAGCGAGCAGCUUGAUGAAACGUUUUAUUGUUUGGUGUUAAGCAAAAAGUAUUUGUUAACCUUGACGCCUUAACUGACAAUCACAUUAAUACAUUUGUUUAGUGCAUAAUAUUUCAUCAUUACGUUUAAAGAUGUUAUAUGUAUAGAUUUUGUAUGAGAUGUAGGUAAAUGUAAUUGCCUUUUCACGGUUCUUUGAGAAAUAUAUAUGUAUCUUUUGCAAUGUUUAUUAUUUGUAAUAUAUUCAAAAUGCAUAAGA
Esox lucius (northern pike) is the source of this 1661-nucleotide messenger RNA. It is a transcript of the gene vhl, whose product is annotated as von Hippel-Lindau tumor suppressor. The coding region runs from base 269 to 784 and encodes 171 amino acids. NCBI's taxonomy places the organism in Eukaryota, Metazoa, Chordata, Actinopteri, Esociformes, Esocidae. The record is from RefSeq and is a predicted model, not a curated record. The transcript is spliced from 3 exons.